Molecule: messenger RNA, 711 nt
Organism: Fusarium vanettenii 77-13-4
Lineage: Eukaryota; Fungi; Ascomycota; Sordariomycetes; Hypocreales; Nectriaceae
Exons: 2
Source: RefSeq, a predicted model, not a curated record
UGGGGUUUUCUCCCUGCUGAAAUACAGCACAUGAUCCUCGACCUGCUCAAUCAACACAAGUCCCGAGGGUGCUACGCUGCCGUAUCCAAAGAAUGGCAAACCAUCUUCGAGGCGAAAAACUUUAGUCAUCUCAAGAUAAGCCAGCAUGACCUACAACAGUUCGCAAAGGUGGCCAAACCUAGAUGGCGAAAACAGCUGAUCAAAAGCAUCUGGCUCAAUAUCGAGCUCCAGUCGUACAACUGUUAUUUAUGUGGCUGGGCCGAAAGCAGCAGCUGGCAAAGAAAGAACAAAUUCAUCAUCGAAGAUGCAGUCAUGAACCUGUUUAGCCUCUUGAAAAGCUGGAGGCGCGACUUGGCUCUCGAGCUCAAUGCGUAUUCCCCGAGUGAUCGUGAGCAUUGGCAACAGCACUGUUUUGUGGGUGGCCCGGGAGAAGACGGUCCAGCUGAGGAGAUUCAUGAUCCUAAGCAUGGCUUUGAACAUGGUCGACAAGUCAAGCCCCCAGAGCCAGCGGCCAUAUACAGAUUCCUCAUAGAUAACUACGUCAUUCAUAGGCACUCAUUAGGUCCCGAAACGCUCAUAGGACUCCCGAAAGUAACUGCCGUCACAAAGUUCACAAUACGUCGACAAUUCCGGUGUCAGUUCCCCCCAAAGGCGGCCAGCAGGCUGUUUAGUUCAUUCCCUCGGCUAGAAACUCUAGUCUGGGAGCCAUGG